AGAAAAAGGGAGAAAGAAGUGCGGAGUUGGGUUGGAUGGAAAUGAUGGAGCAGUUGCAGCAGCUGUAGCUAUCUUCAAACUCUUCUUCCCCCCGCCGUUCCAACUCCAUUUUCUUCCCCUUUUCAAAUAAUCCUUACAACAACAAUUUCAAGACUUCACAGAGCAAAAGAAAGAGAAGAAAUUUAAUGAUUCCCGUUUAGCGAGCGAGCGAUCGAUCAAUCGAUUGCCAUCCCCUUUUUCCCUUCACUCCAUCGUCGUCACACCUUCCUUUCUCAGCUCUGUCUCCUUCACUGCGUCGUCAAGUGCCCAUUUCAAUCGAUUGCUAUCUCUGCUCCUCUUUUCACGCCACUUUAAAAUGCGAUUCCGCCAUUGCAGCAGCCUUUAAUACUCCAAACCCACGCGGAUUCACACCUUGUCUCUACUUUCUCCAGCACUAACUUCAUUCUCCACCAUCUUCCCCCUUUGCAUCAUUCACUGCAAAUCUACCCACUUCAGAAAUAAUCACUCUCUUUGACUCUCUCUCUCUCUCUCUCUCUGCCUUCUUCCGAUCGAUUACUUUCCAAAUUUCGGAAUCAGAUCUAGGUUCCUUCCUGGAUGCCGCAAGGGCGAUGGUGGCUCAGCCCUCUUUUCUCAAGAAAAUGGGAAACCAGGUAAGUUCGAAUCUCAAGCAUACUUUCCUCGCAGAACCCACUAAGAGAACAGAAAGCAUUAAACACCCAGUAAACAGAGAAACCAUAGGAAUCUUAUCCUUUGAAGUUGCCAAUGUUAUUUCCAAAACCGUUCAUCUCCACAAGUCCGUAACCGACCGCGAGGUCUCCAAACUAAAAAACGAGAUCUUCAAGUCCCAAGGAAUGAAAUACCUCAUUUCCUCCGAUGAGUCUUACCUUCUAGAGCUCACCGUCGCAGAAAAACUCGACGACCUGAACCGGGUCGCCGGCGUUAUCUCAAGGCUGGGGAAAAAAUGUUCGUUACCAGCCCUUCAAGGGUUCGAGCAUGUAUUCGGCGAUCUAGUUAGUGGGGCAAUCAAUGUUAGGGCAUUGGAGUUUUUAGUCAAGGACAUGGAAGCUAUGGUGAAGAAAAUGGAGAGGUACGUUAGCUCCACCGCGAAGCUUUACAACGAAUUGGCGGUUCUGGAUGAGUUGGAGCAGGCAUUGAAGAAGUUUCAGCUGAAUCAACAUGAAGAGAGCCGGAAGGUGUUCGAACAAAAGCUCAUGUGGCAGAAACAGGAUGUGAGACAUCUCAAGAACAUUUCUCUCUGGAAUCAAUCCUAUGAUAAGGUUGUAGAAUUGCUGGCCAGGACUAUCUGCACUGUAUAUGUCCGGAUUCGAUUAGCUUUCGGAGAUGCCAUUUUCAUGAGAGAAUCUUCUCCCGGUUGUUCCGUUUCCCCUUCAGAAUUCAACGACGGUGUCAGUACUUACAGCUCAAGAACAAGUUUCCGAUUAGGCGCGGUUGAAAGAGCUGUGACUGAUCGAACCGUGAGAAAUAGCAAGAUGCAUCCUUCUUCUCGCAGGCCUGAGGUGUCUCUGUUUCGAGCCGAAGAUUUCAACUUCGCAUGUGGGACUGGUCCAGGAAGAUUGUUCAUGGAGUGUAUUAGUUUGAGCAGUUCAAUUUCAGAAGACGAUGAAGAAGAAAAUGACAUGAAUCGCAGCCCAACAUCGGGCUGCUGUAAAUGGAAUACACCGAAUUCUGCCUCGGUUCUGAACAGAGACCACAUUGGGACAACAACAGGUAGUUUUUCUAAAUGGAAUACAGUACCAAAUGCAAAUGCCUCAGUUCUGAGCCCGAAAGGUAGGCUGUCGAAGUACGCCCUUUCGUCAACAGUGGGUGGGUCGGCUCUGGCACUGCAUUACGCAAACGUGGUAAUGAUUAUAGAGAAAUUACUUCGUUACCCACAUUUGAUAGGGGAGGAAGCUAGGGACGAUCUAUACCAGAUGCUUCCGAGCAGUCUGAGAAUGUCUUUGAAAACGAAGCUGAAGUCUUAUCUAAAGUCUUUGGCGAUAUUCGACGCUCCCCUUGCCCAUGAUUGGAAAGAGAAGCUGGAUAAUGUUCUGAACUGGUUGGCUCCUUUAGCGCAUAACAUGAUAAGGUGGCAGAGCGAGCGUAACUUUGAACAGCAGCAGAUCGUGUCUCGGACGAAUGUUCUUCUGCUACAGACUUUGUAUUUUGCUGAUAGGAAAAAGACUGAGGAAGCUAUCUGCCAACUGCUUGUGGGAUUGAACUAUAUAUGUCGGUAUGAACAUCAGCAGACUGCUCUUUUGGAUUGUUCUAGUAGUUUUGAUUUUGAUAAUUGUACAGAUUGGCAAAUAGAAGACCAUCAUCAUCCAUAGAUCAGAUCAGAUCAGAUCUUUGCUGCUGCUGCUGCUUUUGUUUUGUUUUUGUUUUUGUUGUUGUUGUGUCAUUGAAAUUGGAAAGAAAGAUAUUUGGUCACUCAGUAACUCAGUAUAUAUAUUUAUUUAGCUGUAUUC
This is a messenger RNA of Impatiens glandulifera, 2465 nucleotides long. RefSeq names its product protein PSK SIMULATOR 3. Bases 609 to 2327 code for a protein of 572 amino acids. Gene Ontology annotation, biological process: positive regulation of growth. NCBI's taxonomy places the organism in Eukaryota, Viridiplantae, Streptophyta, Magnoliopsida, Ericales, Balsaminaceae. The record is from RefSeq and is a predicted model, not a curated record. The transcript has a single exon.